UCUGAGGUGCUGGUUGUCUUGGGCCAAUUCAAUGUCCAGUGUUUAGUUUAAAGUACAAAUUUUGAAAAUGAAAUUGUUUGGACUUUUGAUGUUACAGACUUUAAUCUUUGUUAUAGAAUGUCACAGAUUAAGGCCAAUUAGCAAGUCAUUUUACCGCAAAGUUUUGAACAAAUAUUAUGGCCCGAGACGAAUAGCGCAGCCCUCGUAUAUUUGGAACAAACGCGGACGUAUAGGAGAAAAUUUCAAUAAUUUGAGGAAAUUUGGAAAGAUACCGGGACAUGUCCCUGCUCCAUAUCCAAAGAUGAAAUUGGAUGGCGUUAAUGCCAGAGUUAUUCCUAUACAGGUCGCCAAAAAGGCUAUUAAAGUUUGGAAAGAAACAGAAAUUAAUUUUGACUACAGUAAACGUCCAAGAAUGUGUCCUCAAAAUUUCAUAGCUAAAUGUUAUAAGUUCCCGUAUUACGUUCUCAACGGGAAGCCAACAAGAAAAUGUGUGACAUUAUGUAAAGGGAAGCCAUGUUUUAAACCAUGCAUCUGUAAGUGCCAACCUAAGGCCAAGGUCAAAUUCUCUAAAGUUUUAAUUCCGCAUUUGUUGAUACCAGUAGAAAAACAACAGCUUAUACCCUUUUGUAAUAAACAUCAGACUGUAUCCUGUACAGCGCAGAUUUAUGGUGAAUCCACGAACUAUUUAUGUGCUCUUGGCUGUGGUGAAGGGGUAUGUCCUUUAACCUGUAACUGUCAAUGUGUAGCCAACAGACCAGGAAGAACCAUUAUAAGUGAAGUUGUUGGCAAUUCUAACAGUUUAAGUGUAAGAAGAGACCUCAAUUUAAAUGAACAACACAACUUUGAUGCGAAGCUCGGACUUGGAAUGGCUGUUGGUGGACAUAUAGACGGAGGCAUUCGUAGAACUGUUGGAGAGAUGACAGAUAUUGGAAACGGAAUAGUUUUUGAUGGUCCUGAGUUAGGCUUAGGAGAUAAUUUUGGAGCCAGCAAUGGUGCUGUGGCUAUUUUUGACGGCGUGCACCUACCCUUUCCUAGAACCAGUAAUCAUGGUAAUGGGGUAUUAAUAUCUGAAGGAGGAAACAUUGUUGGAGGAGUUCAAAAUAUUGGUGGUGGCGACAGAACAGUUAUAUGGGAUGGACCAGAUGGAGUUAUACUGAACAAUGGACUUCCGGUAUUUGGCAAUAACUUUCCUCAACCGUUACCUGGUGUAUCAGGCGAUGCGUUUGCUGAACCAAUAAAACUGAUCUCGCCUAUUGAUGGUUCAGUUGCAGGUCCAAUACAAGCACAAGAGCCGGCAAUCGCACCACUUCAUGGUAUAGAAACUGAAACAGUACAAGUGAAAAUCGAUGUUCACAGUCCUGUGGGUCCGGGACAGGGACUAGGAGCAAAUGGAGGACUAGGUGGUAAUAGUGGGCAUGGUGGCAGUGGUGUUCAAGGCCAUGGUGGUCAAGGUCAUGGCCAUGGUCACAUUGCUACACAUACAAAUGGGGUAAAUGGUCAUAAUUCAGGGGCUGGUGGAAUACUUGUAGGCAAUCUGUUUGAUAUAGCCGCUGGAAACAAUGGUGGUGUAGGCAAUCAUGAAGUAGGAGGUACAAAUAUGGGACAUGGUUUCACUGAUUUUGGUACAGGUAAUGGCAAUGGUGGAGGUCAUAUUGGAACGGGUGGGAACGGAGGUCAUGGUAAAAGAGGAGGUCAUCUUGGAAUGGACGGGGCUGGAGGUCAUGGUAAUGGAGGUCAUACUGGAAUAGACGGGACUGGAGCUCAUGGUAAUGGUGGUGGUCAUGGUAAUGGAGGAGGUCAUUUUGGAAUGGGCGGGGCUGGAGGUCAUGGUAAUGGUGGUGGUCAUGGUAACGGAGGAGGUCAUGGUGGAAUUGGCGGGGCUGGAGGUCAUGGUAAUGGGGGUAGUCAUGGUAAUGGAGGAGGUCAUGGUGGAAAUGGUGGAGCUGGAGGUCAUGGCGGAAAAGGCGGAACUGGGAGUAAUAACGGACAUGGUGGUGGUGGAAGUAAGGGAGGACACGGAACUAAUUCCGGGAUCGGAUCCUCAAAUAACUUAAAACUUAAGAUACCUGGAUCUGGUAAUAAACCUGGGGGAGCCAUUAACCUCGACCUCAGUGGUAUACUUGCCCAAUUGCCUGGUAUGGGUCUUGGUGGUGAAGGUAAUGAAAUUUUUAAUGCAGUUGGUGGGAAUGGAAUUGGCGGAAAAGGCGGUAUAGACUUAUUUGGAGGUAAUUCAAUGACUUCUACGGGGCCAGGGUUUGAUCUUUUUGGUGGUUCAAAGAGGUCAGAUACUUCACCAUUUGGUAAAUUAGGAACAGAUAUGCCAUUCGAUGCAUUUAAUCUGGGAUCAAUGUCUUCGGCCGGAACCGCUGGGAAUAAAGCAGGUAAAGGGAAUCCUGCUAUGGAUGUCGGAAUGGCUUCACUCUUUUCACAAAUGAUGGGAGGUGGCAGUGUAACAGGAAGGGCUGAAAAAGAAGAUCGCUGUUUAACAGGAACUGUUCUAUCUUGCACCGUAACACCAGAAUGGAGCCAUACUCCAGGACUACUUAAAUGGUGUAAUAACAAUUGCCCUAAAGGCCUCUGUGAUAUAGAGAGAUGUAACUGUACAUGUAUGACACAAGAUGAACUUCUACUUUCUAAACUUAUCUAACUCAGACUUUGUUUUCUAUGGAAUUGUACAUUCCGUUUAAAAGUACCAUUGAAACGGUUCAUUAUCCGAUAAAACUUUCAUUAAUUGAUUAUUCACUCGCUCACAAUUUAAGUUAAAAUUAUGUCUGUGAAAUCGAACUCGUUCAAAGAUGCUGUGAAUUCAUUUAAAAUCUUAUAUAUCAAUUUUCGUCCAUUGUGAAAAAAUUGUAUUUUUUGGAUAUUUCAUUUCGUGGUUUAAACAAAUUCUGCUUAACAUAUUGAAUACAAUUAUUAUUUUGUUGAUCACUUAAAUUAUUGGUUCAAAUAUACCCGCGAAAUCUACAAAAAUUACACAUGAAAUCCACGGAAAUCAGUAAACUCAUGAAUAAUAACUCGGUAUAUAAACAUUAAAUGUGGAAUGAUGUUGUCAAUGAGACAAGUAUCCAUCAGAUAUAUAAAUAAGAAGAUGUGGUAUGAGUGCCAAUGAGACAACUAUCCAUCCAAGUCACAAGGUGUAAAAAGUAAACAAUUAUAGGUCAAAGUACGGCCUUCAACACGGAGCAUUGAAUCCAUAUGACGUGGAUGUAAGCAUUUAUGACGGCCUGGAUCUGGUUUACAGAAAAGAGGAUAAUGGACCAAUACUGCAGACAAAUGGGCCAAAAAAUACCGAAAAGAGAAAAAUAGGCCAAAGAAAAUUAGAAUUGAGAAUGAAAGGGUAUUAAAAAAUAAAAUAUACAAUAAUGGGCAAAAAUUUAAAGAAUAGAGAAAAAUGACAUAAAAAAUUAAAGAAGAUAGAAAUGAAGGACCCCAUCCAGACCCUCAACUAUAGGUCACCGUACAACCUUCUAUAAUAAACAAAACACAUACAGUAUAAUCAGUAUAUAACUAAUAUGGUAAUCAACUACGGACUGAGGGAAUCAGUUCUGUCUUACCUUGGUAAUUACUUAUCAGUAUCACUAUCAAUGUAAAUUGCAUAUACAGAACUUUCUUACAUUUAACGAAACAUUGUCCUCUAUAACGAAUUUUAAAGAGUCAUUUGUUUCUACGGGCUUAUGAUAAGCAAGAACGAUUUUAGUUCUGUACAGCGACUAUUUUCACAAAAUAUCUGACGAUAAAAAUUGACCGUAAUUUAUACUGAUAUGAGUAUUUUUAAAUCACUCGUAAUACUUUUUGUGAAAAGAGCCACUGUACAAAAAUUGGUUAUUCUAAACAUUUCGAUAGGUUCAUGUACAAAUGAUAGACAACAAUACAAAACAAAAUUUUGAAAAAAUAUGUUUUGAAUCGUUUACAUUUCCCUUUCAUUUUUUCGUGUAUUAAAAUAUCAGACGGUAUUUCUUUUUAAAUAAAUCAUCGAAAUAUUUCUAAGUGGUGCGAAUUUCCAGUAAGAGUUAUCUCCCGCCCAUUAAGACUUCUUCGUCUACACGGCAAAUAUUACAGCAUCUGUUCUCUUGAUAGGUUAAGCUGUGAUAAAUUUAUUUUCUUCGUGUAUCAUUCUUAAAAUAUUUGGUUAAUACACGCUGAAAGGACGAGUGUUUUGUAGAGAUUUUGUGCAAAUAAAGUCGUUUGGUGCACUUGAUGUUUCAUUCAAUAAAUUCAUACUACCGGUAUACCAGAAAACAACCACAUUUAAAAAAUACAUUAUUUUAGUUGAUAUCUGGAUUUUGUAGUCUUUUGGUAUAUUUUUAACUCAUUUUUGAAAUUCAAAAAAAUUCUUGAAAGUGACUCAUUGAGAAUUUAAAUCUAUACCGGUUUUUUCUGCACCGGAUAUAUAUAGUACAACAGUACAACAGUCCACACCAACCACCAACACUCGACUCCUUCGAGAAAAUAAUCGUACAGACAACAUCGACGAACAACACUUGGUCAAGGUAGCCCUUCUUUGUACAGGCACACAACGUGGUUACGUGCGGACAAUCACCCCUUCGCCUAUUUAGACCAUUAACUAGAAAAGUAAAACCCACACUUAUAAACCUCCACACGAUACUAUCUUUUCCGUGAUGAUCGAAGCCAAAAUGUUAAAUUUAUUUUUGAUCUUAUAUGAACAUUGAAGUGAAAAAAAAAUAACCAACCACAGACAUAAAAGGAGAGCCUCAAUGUAUGAAUGAGAGAGAUACAUUUCUUAAUUUCAAAGAUUUCCAAAGUUUUAUCGCUGCAAAUUUAAUAAAAAACAUAUCCGUAUUGUCAUGCUAGUAUGAACACAUAAUUUUGAUAACAGUCGCAUUGAAUGAUUUCAGUCAUAAAGGGAAAAUGUCUUUGUUAUUGAUAUACGUUAUAUACACCUUAUAUUUUCUAAAACUAUCAUUUUUGUUUCUUAAUCAGAAUGAACGACAACCGGUUGUUUAUUCUAUAAUAAAAUCUUCAUAGAAACACAUA
Messenger RNA from Mytilus californianus (California mussel), 4998 nucleotides. RefSeq lists its product as uncharacterized. Bases 68 to 2647 code for a protein of 859 amino acids. The transcript is spliced from 2 exons. The record is from RefSeq and is a predicted model, not a curated record. Lineage: Eukaryota; Metazoa; Mollusca; Bivalvia; Mytilida; Mytilidae.